UAAAGGUGGUGACACCGAGCUCUAGUUACCUUGUAUCAACUUUGUGGAUGUCCACGACCCAAAUAAAUCUUUCAUGACGUAAUGCAUCGCUGUGAUAAACUGCCGACUCACGAGGGCAUCUAGUGGGGGCAGCCCAGUGGUGGGGGUUGGGUGGGUGGGGGAAACCUCUCCAUCUGACCCAGGUGAGAAUGUUAUAUAACCAGGACUGGAACAGGGGAAAAGAUCAGGAGACCGCAGCAUGGCGGCCUGAUCCCAUUAGAGGUUUUAUUUCAUUAGCUUUCUUUAGUCUCGCUCCAAGACCUAAGAGGGUUACAGCGUCCUAAAGUUUGCUCUCUGCCUGCACCAUCACUCAUGUGGGGCCAUUCGUGCAACUAGGAUCUUCCUGGCCCCACCGCCAUGGAGUUCUUUAGUAUUUUCCCCUAAAAAAAAAAAAAAAAAUCGAACCCCAGCAGCUAGAUUUGGAGCUAGACUGUUUGGAGCCCGCUAAAAUCUUCGACAAAAGACACUUUCGGACACUCUUUGUGCUCUUCUCCUUUUGGGUUGGAUGAUGGGCAAUCACGGCUCCAACCUGGAUGACAUCCUCGCCGAGGACAUGCACCACUGGUACAACAAGUUCAUGCGAGAUUCGCCGUCGGGUCUCAUCACAUUGUUCGAACUGAAGACCAUCCUGGGACUGAAAGGUAUGACCGAGAACGCCAACAGCUACGUGGACCAGGUUUUCUUCACUUUCGACAUGGAUGGGGAUGGUUAUAUCGACUUUGUGGAAUACAUCGCUGCCAUCAGUUUGAUGCUGAAGGGGGAAAUCAACCAGAAGCUGAAGUGGUACUUCAAACUCUUUGACCAGGAUGGAAACGGAAAAAUUGACAAGGAAGAGUUGGAGACGAUCUUCUCGGCCAUCCAGGAUAUCACACGAAACAGAGACAUUGACCCUGAAGAGAUCGUCACACUCAUAUUCGAGAGAAUCGACGUGAAGGGGGAAGGUGAGUUGACCCUGGAGGAGUUCAUCGAGGGUGCCAAAGACCACCAAGACAUCAUGGACAUGCUGAAGAACUUGAUGGACUUGACGCCGGUGUUGCUCAUCAUUGUGCAGGGUAUCAGGUCGUGAGCGGCGAGGCUGCCCGAAAAGCAAAACAAAAACUGUGGGGGGGGGAAAAAGACCUGUCAACACCCAGAAGGCUUGUCUGUGACGGAACAUUGUCUCAGGUGAACAGGUGGACAGAAAACUUCACUCCUGACAUCUCAUUUUCACAAAUAUACAAUUGCGAACUCCCCAAAAAAUAUCUGAGAGUUAUGGUGAAUUCUCUCAUUCCCAUUUUAAAGUUUAUCCUAAAAUUAACGUUUGAAUCGACUUUACAGAGUCAGGCCAGUGAUUUAGCGCCUCUAUCUUGACUGAAAUUCAGAAAAAAAAUCUAAACUAGCAUUUUAAUUUCUUAAUGGCUUUAGUUCUUCAGAGCCACAAUCAAAGCAUCUUUGAAAAGAAUCAACACUGUAAAAAAAAUUAUGACAAUGUAUAUUACUUUGUUUUAUAUAGUGUUAAAAAUUGUGCCUAACACCAUAAACUCUAUUGAUUGUCUAAACAUACUUUAGAUCAACAACAAUCUACAAAAGGAUAAUUCACAUGCAGAUUUAUGCUGACGGGCAACGUUUUUAUCUCAAUCUCUAAAUAUCUUCGGCGGCACUAUUCUGCAGUGCAUGCUGGGAGUCUCCUCUGGCUCAACUCGUUUGUUCUGAUCCUCUUAAAAAGCUUCAUCCGUUUGAUUUGUAACAGUGAUCAUUCAGGUUUCCUUCCAACAAGUAGUCAUAUCUAUUUGGAUUCAUUUUUGAAGAAAAGAAACACAAAAACGUGUCUCAGACAUUUGAUGUGAAUAAACAGCUGAACUGAUUAUCAUCAACAUUAACCGACCAUCUAAUUGGGAUUAUAAACCUGUGCUAAUCGAGAAAUAGAUAGCCCACCUUGUUAACACCAGCUAAGAAGUUACUAAUUAAUUGCUUAAAGUGGGUAGAAAUGACUUAGUGAAAGUACAGUUGAACUGGUUAAAAUCACUGACCUGUAAAUUCAACUGGGUGGCGCAAACAUGUUUAAUAGUCACUUAAAUUGGUUAGAAUCUGUGCUAUUGCUCAACUCACUGCUAAAUGACAAACUGAACUGGUUGUAAAAAAAA
Hippocampus comes (tiger tail seahorse) is the source of this 2162-nucleotide messenger RNA. It is a transcript of the gene guca1d, whose product is annotated as guanylate cyclase activator 1d. The transcript is spliced from 4 exons. Lineage: Eukaryota; Metazoa; Chordata; Actinopteri; Syngnathiformes; Syngnathidae. The coding region runs from base 545 to 1105 and encodes 186 amino acids. Gene Ontology annotation, molecular function: calcium ion binding; calcium sensitive guanylate cyclase activator activity. The record is from RefSeq and is a predicted model, not a curated record.